AUGACUGAGCAGAACUUCGACACCUUCUUCUCGCAGACCAUCAAUACCAGCACCAUGACUGCCACCCCGCUCACUCCCCCACGCACGGACUCUGUGCCUGCCACUAUAAAGAUGGAGCAGCUCGAGGUCUUCGAUGCAUCCUCUCCCCAUGAGUCCAUGAUGUCCACCACCUCAGAGCCCUCAUCCACACCGGCCCCCUCUUGUGCCUCAGAAUCCAAGACCGUCAAGAAGCGCAAGUCGUGGGGCCAGGUCCUGCCUGAGCCCAAGACCAGCCUGCCCCCACGCAAGCGAGCCAAGACAGACGACGAGAAGGAGCAGCGUCGUAUUGAGCGCGUCAAGCGCAACCCUUCUCGAGAAGGAGAAGCAACGCAUGGAAGCCGACCUCCAUCGCUACCAAGAACAAAUGGCCCAGAUGAAAGCUGA
Molecule: messenger RNA, 423 nt
Organism: Plenodomus lingam JN3
Lineage: Eukaryota; Fungi; Ascomycota; Dothideomycetes; Pleosporales; Leptosphaeriaceae
Source: RefSeq, a predicted model, not a curated record